Messenger RNA from Pisolithus orientalis, 1074 nucleotides. RefSeq lists its product as uncharacterized. The transcript is spliced from 7 exons. Gene Ontology annotation, cellular component: Golgi apparatus. The coding region runs from base 1 to 1074 and encodes 357 amino acids. Gene Ontology annotation, molecular function: antiporter activity. The record is from RefSeq and is a predicted model, not a curated record. Lineage: Eukaryota; Fungi; Basidiomycota; Agaricomycetes; Boletales; Pisolithaceae. Gene Ontology annotation, biological process: protein O-linked glycosylation via fucose; GDP-fucose import into Golgi lumen.
AUGGCUUCGAGCUCUCGUUGCGAUGCGUACACACUCAAGGUCGCCGCCGUCGUCUCCUUCUACAUGACGGCCGCCUUGGUGAUGGUCUUCGUGAACAAGGCGGUCCUCAACAAUUCUCCGGACCUUCCGCUCCUUUUCCUUCUUCUGCAACUCAUCAUCGCUGUGGUGCUCCUGCAUGCCUCUGCUGCGAUCACCUCUCGGGUCGAACUGCCCAAGCUAGAGCUCCAAACUGCUCGAAAACUCGUCCCGGUCGUGUCCGUUAAUAUAAUUGGCCUUGUCUUUAAUACUCUCUGCCUCAGAGGCGUAGAAGCGUCCUUUUUCCAGAUUGCUAGAGGUCUGAACCUUCCUCUGACCAUCUUCGUAUCUUCCAUCCAUACACACUCUAAACCCUCGUCACGAGUCAUCCUCGCAGCCGCCGUCGUCACAUUCGGUUUCUUGAUGGGCGUGGCCCCCUCAUCCACAUUGCCUACCUCUUCCAUUCCUUCUACUUUGUCCCUUUUCUACGGGUUUCUAUCCUCUGUUUUCAUCGCUUUGCAUGCUGUACUGAUCAAGUCUUCCCUCCCUUACUGCAACAAUUCGACUAUCCAAUUGGCAUACUGGACUAACUUGGGCUCCGUCGCACUCCUCUUGCCCUUCGUCUUUCUCCACGGUGAAUUCUCUAUUCUCGAGGAUCUCGUUCAUGACUCUACCUGGGACCCUAAUGUAUACUUGUGGGGAAGUCUCAUAACGGGUAUCUUCGGCUUCCUGCUCUGUGUGGCCGGUUUGCUAAGCAUCAAGGUCACGAGCCCGAUCACCCACAUGUUUUCCAGCGCUGCACGGACUGUUAUCCAAACAGUAUUGGGUGUUUGGUUAUUCAAUGACAUUCUGACUGCAAAUCGUGCCGCUUCGAUUCUUCUGAUUCUUCUAGGAACAAUGUAUUACACGUGGAUAAAGUCGGCCGAGACAGUCGCUCCCCCUCCGCCCAGAAGGCAGAACGACGUGGAAGCCCUUGAGAAUGGUCGGGUCGGGAUUCCCAAAGAUCCCGAUAGUGAAAUGACGAUUAUUUUCAACGCACCCGAGGAGGAUAAGCAAUAG